UCGCACUUCCGCCUCUGCCUCCGGUGGCAGCCGCCGCUCGCAGCCGCCGCUCCGGGCCCGGGCCCGGUUCCCGCCUCGGUUCUUGCCCCGCUCCCGGGCCCCGCCGCCGCGAUGGCUCAGUACAAGGGCGCCGCCAGCGAGGCGGGCCGGGCGCUGCAGCUGAUGAAGAAGCGGGAGCGGCAGCGGGAGCACAUGGAGCAGCUGCGGCAGCGCAUCGCCGAGGAGAACAUCAUGAAGUCCAACAUCGACAAGAAGUUCUCAGCUCACUACGACGCCGUCGAGGCCGAGCUCAAAUCCAGCACCGUGGGGCUGGUCACACUCAAUGACAUGAAGGCCAAGCAGGAGGCGCUGGUCAAGGAGCGGGAGAAGCAACUGGCCAAGAGGGAGCAGAGCCGGGAGCUGCAGAUGAAGCUGGAGCGCCAACGGGAGCGGGAGCGGAAGCAAGAGGCCAAGCGCAAGAUCUGCAGCCUCAGCUUCAGCCUGGAGGAGGCCGAAGAGGAGGAGGAGGAGGAAGGGGGGGGGGGUGAUGAAGAGGACCCUGAGCGUGAGGCCCCUGAGGAGCCCCCCAAGAAGAGGAAACUGGGGAAGAACCCGGAUGUGGACACGAGCUUCCUGCCGGAUCGGGACCGGGAGGAGGAGGAGAACCGGCUGCGGGAGGAGCUGCGCCAGGAGUGGGAGGCCAAGCAGGAGAAGAUCAAAAACGAGGAGAUCGAGAUCACCUUCAGCUACUGGGACGGUUCCGGGCACCGGCGCACGGUGAAGAUGAAGAAGGGCAACACGAUGCAGCAGUUCCUGCAGAAGGCGCUGGAGAUCCUGCGCAAGGACUUCAGUGAGCUACGCUCGGCCGGGGUGGAGCAGCUGAUGUACAUCAAGGAGGAUCUGAUCAUCCCCCACCACCACAGCUUCUACGACUUCAUUGUCACCAAGGCGCGGGGCAAGAGCGGGCCCCUCUUUAACUUCGACGUCCACGACGAUGUCCGGCUCCUGAGCGACGCCACCGUGGAGAAGGACGAGUCGCACGCCGGGAAGGUGGUGCUGCGGAGCUGGUACGAGAAGAACAAACACAUCUUCCCCGCGAGCCGGUGGGAGCCCUACGACCCCGAGAAGAGGUGGGACAAGUACACGAUCCGAUGAGCCCCCCAGAGCCCCGACAAGGGGGGGCUGGGCCCCUCCCCCCAUCUCCUGCCCGCCAAGUGUGGGGCUGGGGGGGGGAGGGGCGUCCCUCCCCCCACCCUUCUUUUCAAUGUGGGAAUAAACCCCCCGAGUUUCACCCCAAA
Strigops habroptila (Kakapo) is the source of this 1277-nucleotide messenger RNA. RefSeq names its product family with sequence similarity 50 member A (gene FAM50A). The record is from RefSeq and is a predicted model, not a curated record. Lineage: Eukaryota; Metazoa; Chordata; Aves; Psittaciformes; Psittacidae. Gene Ontology annotation, biological process: chromatin organization. Gene Ontology annotation, cellular component: nucleus.